AUGUUCUAUCGCCCGGGUGUCGGGCUGUCUGCAUACAGACGUCUCGUCGCCGUGGCCGACGCAUGGCUGGUCCGACGUGUGGAGGAGUUUGACCUCAGCCAGGCCGUCGGUGUCGGCGGGCUGACGGCGGCCGCCGGAAUCGCGAUUCGCUCUGCCAGCUGCCAGCAGCCUCGUGUCGCCGCUCUCGACACGUGCUCAUGCAAACAAUGCGAGAACUUGGUUGCGCCGCUUAGUGGCGGCGCUGCUUUAGAGAAAGCGGCAGCGUGGGAAGCAAAGCAGAUGGAGGCGGCGCGGCAUGCCAAGGAGCUGCUGCUGGCGGAGGUUGAGCGGCUAAGCUCAACGAGGAGUGCUGUGCAGUUAGAGAGCUCGUAG
This is a messenger RNA of Emiliania huxleyi CCMP1516, 372 nucleotides long. RefSeq lists its product as hypothetical. The record is from RefSeq and is a predicted model, not a curated record. Lineage: Eukaryota; Haptophyta; Isochrysidales; Noelaerhabdaceae. Bases 1 to 372 code for a protein of 123 amino acids. The transcript is spliced from 3 exons.